AUGUCAGGACUUGAAAUAGCAGCUGCUGCGAUACUAGGUAGUCAAUUAUUAGAAGCCAAAUACUUGAUCAAAGAUGACGUCAAAUUGGCAGGAAAAGUUGUUGCCAAUGCCUUACCUUUCUUGUGGAAAUCACUGAGAGGAAAAGCAUCAUACUGGUACUACUUUGAAGAUGCAGCAAAAAAAUAUAAAGAUAACAAAGCUUUGGCAUUUCCAAGACCAAAGAAAAACCCACCACCAGUCAAGACUGAUGCCGAUGGUUUCAAAAUUCUUGAUGACCAAUUCGAAAUUGAGGAGUAUACGUACAAAGAGUUGUACAACAUGGUUUUGAGACUUUCCUACAUAUUGAAAAAUGAAUAUGGUGUUACAUCCAGCCAAACUAUCGGGGUAGACUGCAUGAACAAGCCAUUAUUCAUUGUGUUGUGGUUAGCAUUGUGGAAUAUUGGUGCUUUGCCAGCAUUCUUGAAUUUCAAUACCAAAGAUAAACCAUUGGUUCAUUGUCUCAAGAUAGCGAACGUUUCUCAAGUGUUUAUUGACCCAGAUUGUGCUGGACCAAUUAGAGAAACAGAACAAACCAUCAACGACGAAUUGCCAAAUGUUAAAUUGCAUUACCUUGACGAAUUUGCUUUAUUCGACAGAAUUCAAUCGAAAUCGACUCCAAAGUAUAGAGCUAAGGAUGAAACCAGAAGACCAGAAGACAAAGAUUCCAGUGCUUGUGCGUUGAUUUACACCUCUGGUACAACAGGGUUGCCAAAAGCUGGUAUCAUGUCUUGGAGAAAAGCAUUUAUGGCCUCUGUUUUCUUUGGAUAUAUCAUGAAAGUCGAAGGAAACUCCAAUGUGUUGACAGCUAUGCCAUUGUAUCAUUCAACUGCUGCCAUGUUGGGUGUUUGUCCAACUUUGAUCAAUGGUGGAUGUGUUUCAAUAGCACAAAAGUUCUCAGCUACAUCUUUUUGGACUCAAGCUAAACUAGUUGGAGCUACUCACAUCCAAUAUGUUGGUGAAGUCUGUCGUUAUUUAUUGAAUUCUGCCCCUCAUCCAGACCAGCAAAGGCACAAUGUCACUAUUGCUUACGGUAAUGGGUUAAGACGUGAUAUUUGGACUGAGUUUAAAAAUAGAUUCCACAUCAAGGGGGUUGGUGAAUUCUAUGCCGCUACCGAAUCACCAGUUGCCACAACCAAUUUUCAGUAUGGUGAAUUUGGGAAAGGUGCGUGUAGGAAAUAUGGUUCAUUGAUUACUUUAUUGCUCAACACACAACAAAAAUUGGUCAAGAUGGACCCAGAAGAUGAAAAUGAAAUGUGGAAAAAUCCAAAGACUGGGUUCUACGAGGAAGCCAAUUAUAACGAACCCGGGGAGUUAUUAAUGAGAAUUCUCAACCCUCAAGAUGUGAGUAAAUCAUUUCAGGGUUAUUACGGAAACAAACAAGCCACCAGUAGCAAAAUAUUGUUUGAUGUUUUCAAAAAAGGUGAUGCCUGGUACAGAUCUGGUGAUUUAUUGAAGAUGGAUGAGGAUGGUUUGUUUUAUUUUGUUGACAGAUUGGGAGACACUUUCCGAUGGAAAUCGGAAAAUGUUUCCGCAAGUGAAGUUGAAAAUGAGUUGAUGGGAUCAAAUGCCAUUAAACAAUCCGUUGUCGUUGGUGUACAAGUUCCAAAUCACGAAGGUAGAGCUUGCUUUGCCGUUAUUGAACCAAAAGAUGAAUUGGAGCAUGUGGAUAUCUUGAAAAAGAUAUAUGAUCAUUCACAAAAAUCGUUGCCUAGUUAUGCACAACCUGCAUUCAUCAAGAUUGGCUCGAUUGAAGCUUCACACAAUCACAAAGUUCCAAAGAACCAAUUCAAGAAACAAAAAUUACCUAAAGGUGAGAGUGGUGAUGAACUCAUCUACUGGUUAAAUGGUGACAAGUACGCUGAAUUAACCGAGGCUGAUUGGACACAAAUUUGUGCAGGUAAAGCCAAAUUAUAA
Lodderomyces parapsilosis is the source of this 1953-nucleotide messenger RNA. RefSeq names its product long-chain fatty acid transporter (gene FAT1). Bases 1 to 1953 code for a protein of 650 amino acids. NCBI's taxonomy places the organism in Eukaryota, Fungi, Ascomycota, Pichiomycetes, Serinales, Debaryomycetaceae. The transcript has a single exon. The record is from RefSeq and is a predicted model, not a curated record. Gene Ontology annotation, molecular function: long-chain fatty acid-CoA ligase activity; long-chain fatty acid transmembrane transporter activity.